CCGGCUGCACUUUCCAGUUCGUGUGCCCGAUCCGAGCGGGGCUGGUGUACGCCGCCCGCCAUCAUACAGCUACUCGUUUUACUCAAAUCUGUUUCACUUUAUUGUAACUGUUUUUGCUUUGCCUCAAAUUGCUAAUACGAUGACUUAAACCCGAUGUGAAAACGUGUAAUCAGAAUUAUAAGCUGAUAUUUGUGAUGUUGUGGUAAAAACUAAACCUGUGAACAUUAAGUUUGGAAAACCGGAGCCGUUCGAAAAGAACUGUUAGAUUUAAAAAGUGAUCUAAAAAGACAUCAAGAUGACGGUGUUCGGUCUGGUGUCGUCGGUGGCGGGCUUCGUGAAGGUCCGCUACCUCAUCGACAAGGCGGUGAUCGACAACAUGGUGUUCCGCAUGCACUACCGCAUCACCUCCGCCAUCCUGUUCCUCUGCUGCAUCCUCGUCACCGCCAACAACCUCAUCGGGGACCCCAUAUCGUGCAUCAACGACGGCGCCGUGCCGACUCACGUGCUCAACACGUACUGCUGGAUCACGUACACGUUCACGCUGCCCAACCGGCCCAGCAGCGGCAUGGUGCACCCCGGCCUGGGCAACGACUAUGAAGAGGAGAAGAGGAUCCACGCCUACUACCAGUGGGUGCCCUUCAUGCUGUUCUUCCAGGGCCUCUGUUUCUACAUCCCGCACUGGAUCUGGAAGAACUGGGAGGAGGGCAAGGUGCGAAUGAUCUCUGACGGCAUCCGAGGAACCGUCGCCAACAUCGCAGACGACCGAAGCAAACGACAGAGCCGAUUGGUGCAAUAUCUGCUGGACACCCUGCACAUGCACAACACCUACUCGUUUGGUUACUUCUUCUGCGAAGUUCUCAACUUUGCUAAUGUCGUUGGCAACAUUUUCUUCCUGGACACGUUCCUCGGAGGAGCCUUCUUGACUUACGGCACGGAAGUCGUCAAGUUCUCUAACAUGAACCAGGAACAACGAACAGACCCUAUGAUCGAGAUCUUCCCGAGGAUCACGAAGUGUACAUUCCACAAAUUUGGUGCCUCCGGAACGAUCCAGAAGCACGAUGCCCUCUGCGUUCUUGCCCUCAAUAUUCUUAACGAGAAAAUCUUCAUCUUCCUGUGGUUCUGGUUCAUAAUCCUGUCGGUGGUGUCGGGGCUGGCGCUGGUGUACUCGGCCGCGGUGGUGCUGAUGCCGAGCACCCGCGAGACCAUCCUGAAGCGCCGCUUCCGCUUCGGAACACCCAACGGAGUCGAGGCACUGGUCAGGAAGACCCAGGUGGGCGACUUCCUACUGCUCCACUUCCUCGGUCAGAACAUGUCGCUGCGAGUGUUCGGCGAGGUGCUGGACGAGUUGUCCCGGAGACUGCACCUCGGCUCCAACGCCCCCUCGGCCCCCUCCACCCUCGAGAUGGCUCCCAUAUACCCGGACAUUGACAAGUUCUCCAAGGAGACUGAGACGUAAGAUCCACAAUACGGUGUGUAAGAGCAGUACACGAAUAUAAAAGCUGACACAGAAUAUGAUUUCAUACAAAAAAAAUAAAAAUGAAUUGUGACUUUUGUGUAUUGCUCUUACUGAUAAACGAAUACUCGUUUGCAACCCACUCGUAUUUUCAUACAACUCUCCAUACUUUUACAAUAUGGAAGCAGAAAUACAUUCCGUUUUUAUUCUCUUUGUAGUAAGACUAGGCAAUUUUGUAAAGAUACAAGAAAAAAAACAUGAAAUUUCCCGCCACGUGUUGCCUUUCGUCGUCGAAGCUUGAGCUUUAAAUUUAGGUCUCAAUUUAGUGUAAAAAUAUAUUUUUGAUGCAUGUUGGACGUUUGUGAAUAAAUAGUUAAGGAAUGCGAAAUUUGUGAAGAUCUUUAAUAUGUAAAAUGAAUUUAAUAGAUUUAUAAAAGACAUUGGUGAAGACUGCUGUAGCAAUUAUAAUUCGGGAAUUUAUAAUGUGACUAACAUAAUGUGCUAAUACCAGUUGAAUGUUUUGAUACAAAUUAGCUGUAAUUAGGUAGAAAUGGAAUAAUACUGCCCUCGCGCAAACUAAUAAUGAUAAUGGUCUCCUGUGUUUACUAAUCACUUUUUGUGAGAGAUUUAUGAUUGAUGCGAAUAUAAAGACAAUACACUAUGCUGGAUAACGCAUUUCCAUAAGUAGUAUUUAAGACAUCGGUGCAAGAUGAAGGUACUAAAAGUUAGUAAAUAUUGUAUACUCAAAUUAUUGUGCCAUUGUAUGUUUCGGAUCAUCGUUGUAUUUGCGUAAACUCUUAUGGACACCAGUCUUGCAUUUCCUGUCUUCCAGCGAAAAAAACUACAUUCCUAAACAGGACCAAUCUUCAUUUUGUCUAGUUAUGUAUAAUUACGUUAAUACAUAGUACCUAGCUUAAGAUAUUAUCAAGUCAUUUUAGCCAUAUACAUUAUGACGUUUUAGAAAAUAGAUCUUAUUUAGCUUCAA
Molecule: messenger RNA, 2438 nt
Organism: Plutella xylostella (diamondback moth)
Lineage: Eukaryota; Metazoa; Arthropoda; Insecta; Lepidoptera; Plutellidae
Gene: Inx3
Product: innexin 3
Biological process (GO): phototransduction
Cellular component (GO): plasma membrane; gap junction
Molecular function (GO): gap junction channel activity
Source: RefSeq, a predicted model, not a curated record